UGUCAAAUAUAAUAUUUUAGAAGUAAAUGAGACGCUGCUGAAUAAGGAUUAACAUUAUUUUUAAUGUCUGGUGGGAUUGUUUGACGUCACUACAGCAAGGGCUGUUUGCAGUGGCAUCGUUGGAGAAGUGUUCUAUCUGCGAGACAACAAAUAAAGGGACCUGGAUGCUAGGACGACUGCGUGGGAGACUUGCUGGGGGCCUCAGGCGCCCCGAACAUCGAAGAAAGCCCACGUCCUGUGUGACCAUAACUGGGGCACACUAGGUACCCCCUUACCUCCACCUUCACACGGAUGGCUUGACAUCUACUAGGUUGUGAUGUGGAUGGAGGCGAAAGGAGGGACAGAGCCUAGGUGUACUACCCUACGUCCAACUGCGCGACACCCAACAACUACUUUUUUCCCCUUAAAACCUGUGGGGUGGGCAGAAGUCAUGUGGCACUGACUGCCAGGGGUGUGCAGUGGAGGUUUUUUUCUGGUUUUUUUUUAAAUCUCAUUCAGAACUCUCUCCACGUUUCGGUUCCUACGGCGGAAGCGUGGUUGCCCUCCGUCUACCCUCCGUUUACCCUCCGAGCUUUGGAUAAGAAAAACCUCUGAAGACACGACUACAUCGAUCUGUUGCCUUUAAAAGAGGGACGGAGAGGGGUUGCAUCACGUUUUCUUCGAGCUCAACCGCCACCAAGUGCGCGUGGAAAUUUCUCGCCAUGUCAGCGCAGUCUGUCGUGAGUGGCUUGUCGGAGACUGGACAGCGGGAGUCGCCCGCGCUCGCCAGUCGGUAAGCAUCGCCAUCGUCUAUCAUUUCUCAUCGAUUUUGAGAGGAGAGGGGGAGAAAGCGUACUCCUCCAACGGUUGUGACUUAGCAGACGGCACUGGUGAGCACGGAUCUUGCUUACUCCAGCAGGGAAACGGAGAUUUUCACACUCUUUGACCAACAAACAACUCGAGAUGCCAUACAGUCGAUCGGCUUUGCACACGACCUGAAUUGUCGUCUGCUUCCUUAUAGCACUAAAAGACGGUUAAAUAAAUAACGACAAGAUUGGAAAAAAAAAACGUGUUUCGACUGCGGGAAGUAAUUUUGGUUUUUUUUAAGGAGUACACAGUGUGUUAUACGUUUGGAUUAUGGUUGAAAGUUCCCAGGAAGAUAGCGCUGAGGACUUGUGAUUGUGAUACUAGUCAACAAGGAAGCCAGUGACACAGGAAUGUUAGCUGCGUUCAGAGAUUUCAACAGCGCCUGUUAGCUUCCGCAAGCACAGGCUUAUGUGUGGCAGACCUGUGUCAUUGUGUAUGUUCUGCCUGCAGUACCUAAGAAACUGCUUGAUGUCCUCACAUGCGGGAUGUUUAGUGCUACGCCUGAGUGACCGUGCUUUUAGAGGAGGCGCGGAGAGUUGACGCGGGUACGUGAUGCUUCAGUGAGCAACAUAGUGAGAGCAGAUCACUUGUCAUCAUGCUGAUCAAAGAGUAUCGCAUCCCACUGCCCAUGAGUGUGGAAGAGUACCGGAUCGCCCAGCUGUACAUGAUCCAGAAAAAGAGUCGUGAAGAAAGUCAUGGCACAGAUAGUGGUGUUGAGAUCAUUCAGAAUAAACCCUACGUUAAUGGACCUGGAGGCAGUGGGCAAUAUACCUACAAGAUCUAUCACAUUGGCAGCCAUCUACCAGGAUGGUUCCGCUCCAUUCUUCCAAAGUCAGCUUUGCGAGUGGAGGAGGAGGCAUGGAACGCUUACCCCUACACCAAAACAGUUUACAGAUGCCCUUUUGUGGAGAAGUUUCUGCUUGAGAUUGAGACACGCUACCUCAGUGACUGCUGUGAAGCUGAAAAUGUCUUUGAGGUGAAAAAGUCGGAACUGCAACAGCGGCAAGUUGAUAUUAUAGACAUUGUCCGUGAUCCCAUUCCUUCUGGGGAUUACAAGAAGGAAGAAGAUCCCAAGUUAUUUCGCUCGGUCAAAACUGGUCGUGGCCCUCUGGAUGAAUCCUGGAGAGACAGUUACACUGGUUCAAACCGAAAAGGAAAAGCAGUAAUGUGUGCUUACAAACUGUGCCGGGUCGAGUUCAAGUACUGGGGCAUGCAGAACAAAAUAGAACGCUUUAUACAUGAUGUUGCGCUGCGAAGAACCAUGCUGCGUGCCCACCGCCAGGCUUGGUGCUGGCAAGACGAGUAUCAUGGACUCUCUAUUGAUGACAUUCGGCGUCUGGAACGUGAGACACAGCUUCAUUUAGCAGAAAAAAUGGCUGCUGCAAAAGAUCAAGAAGGGGAAGCUACUCCUUCUGCAACAACCCCUACAGACUUGGUAACCUCAUUUCCUGCUAAGAGGCCUUCAAAAGGUGAGGCUUCAGUCCAUUUUGUAGACCAGACACCCGGACCUCACGAGGGAAGUGCGGAUUCGCAGGAGAAGGACUCUGUUUACAACCGCAGCACAUCAAUAGACAGCAGCCGAAGUAGCACCAGUACUGUCGUAAAUGGUGGAAGAAAUACAAGGCAAAAUUUCAACAGACCAAGGACAUCUGGAGCCAGCAAAGAAGUAAACGAGUGGAGGCUGGAGAGUCUGGAGCAGCUACAGGAGUCCAGCUCAGACGAAGAAUACUUUGAUGCUCAAGAAGAUGUUGAAGGUGAGUGCGAAAAGAUGGAAGAACCCAGUUCACUGGAGCGAACGAGUUCUAUGGAGAUGGUGACCAGUGGCGAUGAGUUCUGUGAUGCCAUGUCACCAGUCUCCAGUACAGGAAGCGCAGAAGAUUCAUCCUUCGACCGCCGUGUGGAGAUUUUCCGACAAAUGUACAGUGUUGACCACUCGCUGCCCCCAACUGGUUCAGAUUCACUGCCAUCUUCAGCUGAUGUUUGCCCCACUAAAGUCCUGUUUCUUGUUCUUCAUGGAGGUAACAUUCUUGAGUCGACACAGGGCAGUGUCUCCAAACGAAGUGACUUUGGGAUGUUGAUGUCUACCUUCGAUACAGUCGUGCAGUCACACUAUCAUCUGGCAGCCAACCAUCUGGCUUUCCGCCUGGUCCCUUGCCCCCAUGUCUGCACCAACACCCUCAACAUUCUUUCCAGCUUGUCUCCGUUCAGCUAUGACAGUCGUGCUGUUGAAGACGGAAAUCUUGCUGGAAUGCAGGACUUUGUGCCUCUGGGAGCCAUUGCUUUGUUUGCCUCAUCCAGUGCCGAGUACCAGGAUCAUGUUAACACAACUAUUAGCCGUGCCAACUCAGUUUACCAUGAGUUUCUCAAUUCUCCUGAAGGAAGAGGUUUCACUGGGCAGGUUUGCAUCCUUGGAGACUCCACUGGUGCUAUGCUUUCUUAUGAUGCACUUACUCGAGCUCACUCGCCCUUUAUGCGUGGUGGAAGUCGCUUUGGCAGCCACGAAAGCAUUGACGGUGACUUCCAAGAUGAUGUCAUCAAGCCAGCAAGUCCCAAAAUCCCCACCUCUGUCUCAAAUGAACUAAAUCCAAGUGACCCUGAAGUCAAGCAGAAGGACCCACCUGGGCCUGUAGAGAUGCGUCUGAAGAAUGUGCCAAGUAAAGGUGAUCCCACACCUCAGAUGGUGGACCUCAGCCGAAGCAACUCGGGAAAGCAGUCAUCACAUCGAAACUCUGCUCGACUGAGUGCCAGCUGCAGUGAUCGGGGCCCAUCACGGCGUACUAGUUCUGGCAGCAAUUAUGAAAGUAAUUUUCCUCGUUUUGACUUCGAGGUGUCAGAUUUCUUCAUGUUUGGCUCACCACUUGGGCUGGUGCUGGCCUACAGAAGGCUGUUCACAGGGGAAGAUAGAAACUGUCCUCCCGUUCGCCCUGCCAGCCUUCAAGUAUACAAUCUCUUCCACUCCAAUGAUCCCUUGGCUGUGCGCGUGGAGCCAUUGUUGCAUGACAAUUUUAAAUACAUCCCACCUGUCAAGAUUUGUCGAUACAACAAAUUUCCUCUUGGAGAUGGCGAAUCUAUUCAUGUUGUGGAGACAGUGCAACAGAAUCUGAAGUCAUUUGCUGACAGCCAGCGCCCCUCUGUGUCACCAGGUGCUUCUCAACUACAACGCCAGUCCAGCACUUCUAGUGUGAACUCAACUUCAUCUGGUGUUGGAGAGAACACUGUGACAGCAAUCACAGGGGUCACAGAACGAUGGUGGGGUAAUAAACGAGUAGACUAUCUGCUCUACUGCCCAGAAGUUCUUCAUUCAUUCCCUGCAAGUGCUUUGGCACCACUUUUUCACUCCAGCUUCUGGGAGUCAACAGACACUGUUGCUUUUAUAUUGCGACAGGUGUUUCGUUAUGAUGCUACAAUGUACGAGAGCACAGAGAGGGACAUCAUGCGAACUGCCUCCUUCAAGAUCAAGGAGCCAAGAGAAAAAUGGCUAAGGCGACGGACUACCAUCAAAGUCAGAAAUCUCCAGCAGAACCACAGAGCCAAUGACGUGAUAGUGUUGGAGGACAUGACGCAAACGCUGACGGCACGGUUUAUGUACGGUUCUCUGGAUAUUGCAUCCUUGUCUGGGGAAAAGGUGGACAUCAACGUCAUGCUGCAGCCACCAUCAGGAGACUGGGUAUAUCUAGGCACAGAAGUGACUGAUAGCCAUGGCAAACUGACGUUCACCAUCCCUGCAGACAAGCGGUUAAGUCAGGGCAUGUACCCUGUCAAGUGUGUUGUCAAAGGAGAUCACACAUCAGUGGACUUCUUCCUGGCAGUGCUCCCACCAAAGACGGAGACAGUUGUGUUCAGCAUUGAUGGGUCGUUUACGGCUAGUGUCAGCAUCAUGGGGAAAGACCCCAAGGUGCGCCCUGGGGCCGUUGAUGUAGUCAGACACUGGCAGGAUCUGGGCUAUCUCAUACUGUAUGUCUCUGCGCGCCCAGAUAUGCAGCAUAAGAAGGUUGUAACAUGGUUAGCUCAGCAUAACUUCCCACAUGGCAUGGUCGCUUUUAUGGAUGGGCUGUCAAAGGAUCCGCUUAGACAAAAGUUCCUCUACCUUAAGAACCUACAGACAGAGGCCAGAGUUGACUAUGUGGCUGCCUAUGGUUCUAGCAAAGAUGUCAAUAUCUAUCGGGAACUAGGGCUUCAAGCUCAGCAGAUCUUUAUUGUAGGCAAGGCAUCCAAGAAACAGUACUCUCAAGCACAGAUUAUAUCUGAUGGUUAUGCAGCACAUCUGAAUGGUUUGAUGGACCCAGGUGCUUCACGGCCUGCCACGGGCAACGCACGCAUGUUUCUUCGUAAAUCAUGUUUUCGCUUACCUACUCAAGGUGAAAGCAAGAAGGUGGCAAAACGUACAAUAUCCUAUCCAGGCCCAGCAACAAAAGUCAAUGAAUUCUUGCGACUCCCAGACACAGGACCAGGACCAACAAAAAUUAUUGUCCCUGAUAUACCUGUUGGAGAUGAUGAGUGUUACGGCAGUGCAUCUCGUGCAAGGGGAAAAUCUCCCAUUGUGCAGAAAAACAUAAUAUCAAAAAAUACAGUGGUUUGAGGAUAAUGUUUUGUGAGCACAGUGAAGUCAACUAAAUACAGUGGUUAAAGGCAUAGCUAUUCUGACAAGAAUUUUUGAGGAAAAUGAUUGAAGUCCUGCUCAAAUUACUCAGGAUGCAGAACUCAUUUUAGCCAGAUCGAAAGACUUGUUUUGGAUCUGAAAAAGAAUCUGUAGUUCAAUAUUCAUUGUGAGGUUAGAAAUGUCCCAAAAUUGAUAGCCUGUGUUUUGGUUGUCUUUCCAUGGUUCCCACAUACAACAGCAUUAGGAAUUUUGAAAGAAAACAGCGGUAACCUUAACGAAGAUAUAAAAGGUGCGAGCACAGUUUUCCCCUCUUGAAAGUAUGGAGCUUUCUUUUCAGGAUAGACAAGCUGUACAUCUGAUCCUAAAAUUCAGCUUGAAUCAGGAAGAAUGAUGAAUGGGAAAGGUAAAUUGUUGAUCAUGGCUACAUCCAUGCUUUGAAAGAGAGAAUUUGUUUACAAGUGUGCAUGCGUAAGUGACCAUGAGAAAAAAGAUGUGCCAACUUUCACUGCAGUUGGGAAUGCAUGUUUUUUUUUAAUUCUUGGCAGUUUUUUGGGAAGUCUUUUUGCUGACAUGCUAGUUUAUUGUCAAAUAUUUCUAGAAAAAUAUUUAAGAUAUGAAGAGACUUUAAGAGUUCAGUGUUUUUUUCGUUUGGACACUGUUUAUGGUGACAUGUUUUGCUCAAGACUUGGGACAUCUGCCCAAUUUGCCCUAUUUUCGACAGCGAUAUCCCCAGUUAUAUGUUUAUGUCAUAUGUCACGGUGAUGUGUCUUUAUACAAGCGAAAGUAUGCCGCAUGAAAAAUUAUGGAUUUACUUUUGACUGAUAAGCUUUUAUCUGUCACAAUAUUAUUUAUUUUAUAGUUCCUAGUGGUGGGCUUGAUGUGUCUUUGGAAGUUUUGGAGAAAAUAAUUACAUCAGAACAGCAUUUGCCAACAUCUCAUAUUUGUUCAGGUGUAGGUGCAUCCACUCAAAAUGAUGUAAUGAUGGCACAUUAGAAAAGCCACAACUGAUUUUUUUUUUUUCAUUACCACAGAUCUCAAUAAAUAAUUGGUUUUAUAUGGUGACCAGAAAUGUACAAACUGGCACAAGUUGAUAAGUUGACAUUAGCUGGCAUGUGUAGUUAUUGUAUAUUAUUGAAUAGAGCUGUUACAAACCAGUCUGAUGUUACAAUUCUUUUAUGAGAGCUGUGUUUGUGAACUUGCACUUGGCACAAGGCACUUUACUUAAUAGCAAGGAUAUAGAUUUUGUGAUGGUUCACGGCAUGAAAACUGCAGUUCCUUUUUCCUUCUUUUUGGUCCACCUCCCUGGCACUGGCUGACUCUGCAUGCAUACCCACACAUGAAUGUGCACAUCAUGCUGUCUUCUUCAAACGUGUACAUGGAUAUUGACUUACAUGGCUGACAUGACUAUUGACUAACCCUGAAUAAAUCUGUUCAAAAAGCACUACCUUACAAGGGAGCUAACUGCCUAAACCUCUCGGUUCUUCCACUUAUUGGUCUUUUCCUCCACUUUAUUUAUGGAAUAUCAACUGCACCCAUACAGGUGAGAGCAUUUCAAAAUAGAUUUUUAGAAAAAGUUUUCUGUAAUAUUGGAUCCCUUUUUGUUUCACAAAGUUUCCUUUGGCCCAAACUAGCUAGCAUUUUUCUGAUUAACUUUAGAUGCAUGAGCCAUUUUCAUCAGUCUCGCCUUUUUUCGAUAAUGUAGAAACUCAGGAUUUGAUCAUUUAUGUUUAGGAUGCAUUUUUUGAAGAUACACUGAACUUUGAAAAGAAAAUGAUCAAAGACGUUAUUUGAACAAAGAUCUAUGUGACAACAGUAUACAUGCAAUUUUUGUAGGAAUUUAUUUUGAGAAUUUGUGGGUUCAUUUUGUUUUGUAUAUUUUUAAACUUUCUUUAAAAGAAAUUUGUUUCAACAUCAAAAAUGCUAGUAGGAGAAGAGAUUUCAAAUAUCUUAAGCAACUCAAUAAUGAAGACUAGUCUCACUAAUUUACAUUGAUUAGAUAUGCCUGCACCAUUAGUCUGUGAACAGUUUUCUUUCGCUGUUAGAAGUAUACUAAAAGAAUUAGAAAGGAUACUGGUUGUUUUACUGACAUGCUGCAGUAUUUACUGUAGUUUUAGGUAAAAGCACAAAUUGGUAGCUGCUAAAAGGCAGGUCUAAGAAAUGUUAGAUGGCAUGUCAAACAGAAAAUGUGACAAAGGUUUACGAAGAUACAUGUAUCUGCAAAACUGACCAUUGAAUGUUUAUAGACAUAUAAAGAAAAUAAUGGUACCAUUCCAGAUUCCAGAUUCUGGCAUGGUAGAACUCCUGCAUAUCUUACCUGAAUACAGCCUUGGAUCUGCCUAAGGGCAGGGAAAGUUGAGACAUCAAUACAUUUAAUUAUGCAUUUGAUGGCCCUGCUGGAAUGAAUUAAUUGCUGAUGAAAGGAAACAUGAAAUCGGUGAACACCUAUCAUUAUCCAUCUGUGUAAACCCUUGAAUUAAAGCAGGUUUGUGAUUAAUAUAACAAGGCACAAAUGAAACUGACCUUGUGGAAAUAUGCAGCUGUCUGUUAGGAGGAGGUGCUUUUCAAGUUGCCAACUUUGUCAAUCAUCAGUCACCACUUCUUAAGUGCUGUAAGGGUUACCUGGAGAAUAACAAAUGGAAAAGAAUGCAACAUGUUCACCCUAAAUAUCUACUUUAUGCCAGUUCUUAAAGAAUGGAAUUUUUUUCAUUUGAAAUAAUACGUUUAUAAGAAUUGUCGUUAAAAAAUAGAACCCCAGGAUUUUUUUUAACGCAAUGUAUUGGGCGUUUCCACUUUCAGAAAGAGAUAAUGUGAGGUCAGUUUUCCUCAAUAUGAAGCACAUAUUGAGUUUAUACUGCUAUAAAUUGGUGGGAGAAGUGGAAGUGAUGGUGUUUUCUCAUGCAGCUACAGUUCAGAUGUAUAUUUUUCAUUAUGCUGCAGUCUUUAGACAAUACUCAUUCCAGCAAGAAUGUUUUGAAAAGUUGCACAUUUAAAAACAUAAUGGAAAACUAAUGGUGCUUAUGUCAAGCUUAGUGGUGCAUGGCAGUGUCUAUUAUCAUUCGAACACCAGUUAAGAAUGUCCUCUUUGAGACAUGCCGUUGUAUUGAAAUACUGACGACCAAUUUAUUUUAUUCGUCUGUGAAGUGUUACAACAUGUCAUAUGUUACUGUAAUCCACCCCUUCCUUAUUAGUAAUUAUAUGGUCUUGUCCUGUUAACAUCUUAAAUGAUGAUAAUGUUAAUAGGCAAGCAUUCUUGAAGUGACAGGACUCUACUUAUAUGUUGUUAAUAAACUUGUUUCAAUAAAACAUAUCAGCUUAGAUUGAUGGUGUGUGUGUAUAUUCCUGCUCUUUCUUGGUGUCCUGACAUUGUAAUUUAUUGCAGUUUCUGCUACCCUGUAUUUAAUACCUGAUAGCAACAAAAACUAAUUGUUAAUAUAUUUUUCUGUUGUAAUUGGGCUGUCACCAUUGAAUGUUUUGCACAUUAGAGGUCUAUAAUUUUUCGUACAUAUCUUCCUAAGUUUCUGCAUAGGCAUAGAAUAUAAGCUUAAGAAGCUGAACACUUUUGUCUUAAAUAAGAAAGCUUUGCAUGAUGCUGGUACCAUAGCUGAUGAGGCUCAUCCAAGCCGUGGUUAUUGCUCUUUGAAAACUAAAUGGUCAGGCGAUAGAAGUGCACCAAAUUUAUUUAGGCAUCAUGAAUGUAAAUGCUCAUGAAUCCAGCUAUUCUUAAUCUUAAGUGUACACUGAUUUCACUUGCACUCUGAAAGAGAGAAUAACAAUGCCAUCAGAUGAAUGGAUAUGUUCUGUGUGUAGGUGUGUGUGGAUGUGCGCAUACGUAUAUAUAUGUUUUUUGUUCAGAUGUAUGUGCAUGCACAUAUUAUCCAUUGAAGUACGUGUGUGUGUGUGUGCAUGUUCUUGAACUGGAACAGAUCAGUCUGCCUUUCUUUAACUUUAUCUUAUUUUCAAUGCUUAAUGUAAAACAGGAGGUAAAACUAAAUGAGGCAUUAAGUAAAAUGUUACAAUGCUUUUCAUAUUAAAAUAUCUCCCUGAUUUCUUUUUUAAGUUUAUACACGAUCUGUAAAUCAUCUAAUUCAUUAUCAUUUACAGGUAGGUACCCUGUAGCUUCUUCACAGGUUGUCACUUGAAUUCUCUGUGAUAUCUCUUUUAGUUUGCACUUAAUGCAUUUCACCAUCAUUGUAUGCUCAGUCCUAAUAUCAAAUGACUUUAUUAAAGAUAUUUAAUUAUUGGUGCUGUUGUUUAGCUCCUGUUGCUCGAUUUUAUUUAUUUUUGGGGAAAGUGAGCUGCAAAUGGUGCAGGUUCUAGGGCAUAUCAUAUGGAAGUCCAGUUCUCUCUUGCUUUUCUUUAACUCCCCUGAUAAAUCAGGUAACUCAACAGGUGUGUUGUCAGUGGGAGUUUUUUCAGUCACAGGCAUGCCUUGAACUAAUGAUUUAUUCUAAAGUAGAGUGUCCAGGCCUUAUACUCUUCUGAUCCAAGUAUUUCAUUUCUUAUUUCCACAGGCCUUUUUUUUUUUUUACACUUUCUGAUUUUAUUUUGAACUUUUUUUCUGAUCUUAUCAAUUAGCUCAAGUUACAAAUUCUGUCAGAAUGGUAAGCAAUCACACAAAACAUGCUUGUGCUGUUUUUUUUUCUUUUGAAUUGUAUUAUGUAUGCUGGUUGUCAUAGAGAUGUGGUAAAUGGGUAAUAAUGGUGUUUGUCAGCGAAGGUAUGGCAAGUCACACUGAGUCUUAAAGAAAACAAAUGCCAGCUUCCUUGAAUCUGUGAUCUUGAUAUUAAAUAUAUAGCGAGUUAAUAGCUUGUUUAUAUGAAGUAAUAGGUAUGGUGGUCUGUCUUCAGAAAUAGAUACAUCCUAAUACGGUAUUAGACCUCUUUCAUAAUGAGAUACGUUUUAAAUGUAUACAUGUUUUCGUGUUCAUGGAAAUGCGAAAAAAAAGUAAUUAAAGAAAAAAUUGUAUUCUGCUUUAUCCACAUAUUUCCUGCACGAAAUUCCUAUUUAAAAAAAAAAUGAAGCUAAGAAUAUACAGAAAAACUUUUUACUAGACACAUUAGAAACAUUUAAACUAUUGUAAAUAAUAUUUUAGUAUUAAACACAACAGGGAAAAAUAUUAGCUUUAAAAGUUGUAUCCUUUACAUAUUUUGCGUUCACAUCUAGUGUUGCCAGCAUUGCCCCAUGGGGAUAUAUGAGUACAAGCUAUUGUGUUGAGUUACAGACAAUGAUUUUCAGAUUUUGGUUUAGAGAAGACCUGCACAUGACAGGCAUAUAAUUUUCUCUGUGUUUAGCACAUGAAUAUUUACUGAAAGAAAUCAACAAAGCAGUUGUUAUAUUCAUUGAAUAAUGGGAGAUACUUUCGAACUUGAUUAUGUAUAUAUUCCGCUCACUCCUCCAUUUCUUCAUCAUCGUGCAGCUUAAAUGUUUGUUAAUGUUUAAUACAAUGUCAUUAGUUUGCUGACACUUCUGUGUAUGUAGCACAUUGAGCUCACCUCCACUGAGGAAAAUGCAUUCAACAAAUUUUGUUAUUAUCUUUUAGAAUUUUCUGAUCCACUGUUUAUUAGGAAAGAAACAUUCAGACCGGGGUUUGCUCAGGUAAACUUUAGUUUAUAUAAAAAUCAAAGAAAAAUUUCUUUCAAUUAUUUUUUUAAUCUAUAGAUUCAGGACUGCUUCUAGAGUCUUAAAAAAAAAAAUCAGUUUACAAAGAUGUAUAUUUUAUGUAGAAAGUAAUAACAUAGUUUAAUUGUCAGUGUGAAGUGCACUGAUUUUCAUCCUCUACUUGCAACAUUUCAGCCAAUCAUAAAACUUAAGUGUCCAUUGCCUAAGCUUGCUGCCCUAGCUUUGUUUCUUUAGACUUAAUGAUCAGGUGGUAUGAAUUAAGUAGAUCUUUUUGUAUCUAGUGCAGCAAUAACAGUAAUAUAUGUUUCCAUGUACACCACAGCUGUGAAGGGAUGCUACACUGGUGAUAGAAGGCAUUCACAACUCAGUUGAGUGAAUGCUGUCAACAGAACUAGCAGAUUAAUAGAUCUUGUUUAAUUUCCUUUUUGUUAGUUAGCAUGAAAUGUCUCAUCUACACUUUGUCUUUGUUCCAAAAAGUAAAAUUAGGAGUGGCUGUAUAAUGCAUCAUUCAGGCAUGUUAAGGUUGCUCUGUUCUAUACAAUGUACCAGUUAGUUGGUUAUCACCAUUACUACUUGGUAGCAUUUGAGAUAAAGAUAUGUAUCAGAACACAUUCAGCAAAAGUAGGCUUCAGUCUUCUUUUUCUUUUUCUUUUCUUUUUUUGUGUUAUUGCAGGGGUGAGGGGUGGAUGCCUUGUUUUUUUUGAAGUAUAGGAGAUAUUGAUGUUAAAAUGUACAUUUUCCUGCCAUCAGUUUGCUGGUAAGAACUGCAAUGUGUGUUGAUCCAAAAUGCUGCUCUGGACCUCCAUACUUGUCUAAUCAGCAUGGGAAGUUGUACAGAAGAAUAAAAUGAACAGAUACAGAUGUUCCGAUUUGAAUAAAUAAAUAAAGCUAUUUGAAACCUUUAUGUUGUGUGUAACAGCAUUUGUUACUAUAAUGGUACCAGUGUGAACAAUGCAUUUAUGGAGCUGGUCUCCAAAAAUUAAUAUGAAGAUGAAUAAUAAUAAUGUUGAGUCACUAAGAUUUAGUAGCUUUUUUUAAUGUGACAAGUUUGAUCUUGAUGGAUUUCAAGAUUUUUUCAAUGAAGUAUAAUCAUAAGCCAAGUUAUGUUUAUGUUAAUGUAUUUAUCAGAUGGACUUUCUGAUGUCCUUACAAAAUAAAGGGAUGAAAGAUUUAAACAAAGACUUUAUAUAUAAUAUAUCAUCUUUGAUUUAAAUAACAGGAGAGAAAGUGUGUGAGAUGAUUGGUAUUUUGCAUGUAUCAGAAAAUCCUAUUCAUUGAUGCUAGAAAAUAAGAUAUUUUGCAAAAUGACACCUACAGUUUGCAAGCACAAACUUUCAAUUCUUAGCCUUUUUUGUAACAAUAACAUGAUUAUAUUGUUCAUAUUGUUUACAUUGUAUAAGCUCCAUUGGAGAGAAAGAAAUUACUUUUUUUUUCCCAAGUGACAAAACAAAGAUAGUGAUUAAUAUUUCUUGAUAUCCAGUUUAAAAUAAAACUUUAGUGAAAUAUACUUCCAUGUGAAGAAAUAUUGUUAACCCACAACAAAAACUUAUUAUUUCCUUGAAUAAAUGUGGAAAAAUAACACACCAUUUCACAUAGGUAAGUACUUGAUCAACAAAUGUUAAAUUGUAAAUUGCUUAAAAAAUACAUGUACUAUAGAUUUUUUUGAAGGGAGAAAAACUGUACUGCAUGUUGUAGAAGCUGCUUGGUAAACAAGUAGACAUAAUACUGUCAACUGCCUUAAAUCAAGAUUUAAAUGCAAUCUGUAAACUGCUUGAUGAAAAUUUCACCCUACAUGGAGUAUUGCAACUGAAGAGAUAAACGCUUUAGUCUGAUAUGGAAAUGGUAACAGCAAAGGUAUCAUUUUUUUUUAUAUGCAUGUUCUGCCACCUUCUAUGCUCAUUGAUUGUUGCUGGUUCAGUUUAUAAAUUUAUAUAACAAUGGCAUAUUAGCACUGAGAAAGCGAUCCUGAUAUUCUAUGUUAAAUGUUAUAUGGUCCAUAUCUUGUUCUAGAGCAUUUUUGAUUGUUUACUUGCGUUCCCCUUUAUUGAUAUUGUUACUGAAAUAAAGUACUGUAAAAUA
Molecule: messenger RNA, 13144 nt
Organism: Pomacea canaliculata
Lineage: Eukaryota; Metazoa; Mollusca; Gastropoda; Architaenioglossa; Ampullariidae
Product: protein retinal degeneration B-like
Exons: 22
Coding region: 1442-5425 (1327 amino acids)
Biological process (GO): phospholipid transport
Cellular component (GO): cytoplasm
Molecular function (GO): phosphatidylinositol binding; phosphatidylcholine binding; phosphatidylcholine intramembrane carrier activity
Source: RefSeq, a predicted model, not a curated record